AUGACGUCUUUUUUGUGCGAUUAUGCCAAAUUGGGGACAGCGGGCUGCAAGAAAUGUAAAGUAAAGUUGGAGAAGGGGGCCCUCAGGUUGGCUAAAGUAACGCCCAAUCCAUUCACAGAUGGGGAGGGUGAAAUGAAGCAAUAUUUCCAUCCGAAAUGUUUGUUUGAAACGUUCACGAAGGCCAGGUCAACCACUAAGGUCGUUGACUCGCCAAAUGACUUACAAAACUAUGACAGCUUGAAAGCUGAAGAUCAAAAUUUGAUCAACAAUCUCAUUGAUGACCUUUCAAAAGUUAGAUCAACCCCGAAGAAGACUGCCACCAAAAGAAAGAAACCAAAAUCAGAGAAAAAAAAAUCUCUCCCCUCAAGGCUGUCAACUUCGGCAGUUUCAUCAACAUCAACAAAGUCAUCACCAACAACAUUAUCACCAGAAGCAUCAUCACAAAUUAAGACCUCGGAUAAAAAUCUCUCGAAAGCAGAUGAUAAUAUGGAAAAGUUGAAGGAGAGAGAUAAUUCAUUUAUAGAGUUCAGAAAAUUGUGUGCCCAGAUUGCUGAACAGUCUAGUCACACCAUGAAAACUGCUUCCGUCUCUGAGUUCCUGAGAAAUGGAACAAGUGGAACAAAUUACCCAUGUGAUGCUUAUUUGCUGUUGAAGGUUCUGCUACCAGGUGUUGUAAAAUCUGUGUACAAUAUGGAUGACAAACCGGCGGUGAAACAUUUCAGCCAGGGUUGUUAUUCAAAAUCUUUCUAUUCUCUUUUUUUAGAGGAAAUGAUGGAGCACUUGGAGGAUGGUGAUGUCUCUGAUACUAUAUCCGCGUUUUUUGGUAAAUCUUCAAACUUGAAACCGCAGUUGAAGAGUAUGUUGUCCAUGCAAGAGGUGGAUGCUUUCUUGUCUGAACUGACUAAGUACACCAAAGAAGAGGACCAGCUGAAAUGUCUCACAAAAAUUACUAAGAGGUUGUGCACAUCAAAUGAUCUGAAGACCUUCAUUAGGCUGGUGAAACAUGAUCUGAGAAUCAACUGUGGAUCUAAAUUGAUUCUCGACGGUUUGAGCCCCAAAGCUUAUGAGGCCUUCAAAGCGUCGCGAGACCUGAAGAAGGUUGUUGACAUGAUCCUGAAUGUCAAGUGCAACGAGGGCAAGGUCAAAGUUCAAUUGUCCUUAAUGACCCCUGUGCAACCGAUGCUGGCAGAAGCCUGCAAGUCAGUUGACGUUGCUUUCAAGAAGUGUCCUAAUGGUAUGUACGCUGAGAUAAAAUAUGAUGGGGAAAGAGUACAGCUACACAAACAAGGUGACCACUACCAGUACUUCAGCAGAUCUUUGAAGCCUGUCCUCGACCACAAGGUGAAGCACCUGAAAGACUUCAUACCCCUGGCCUUUCCAGGUGUCAGUGAUCUCGUCUUAGAUAGCGAGGUUCUACUCAUCGACAACAAAACGGGCAAGCCCCUACCCUUUGGGACUUUGGGAGUGCACAAGAAAAGUGCAUUCAAGGAUGCAAAUGUCUGUCUGUUCAUCUUUGACUGCCUUCAUUACAAUGGGCAGAGUCUUCUAAACAGACCCUUGAUAGAGAGAAGGGAUAUUCUACACAAGAACAUGACGCAAGUCAACAAUCACGUCAUGUUCUCAGAAAUGACUCAUAUUAUGGAAGAGGAUGACCUUGUUGACCUGAUGAUGAGGGUUUUCAGAGAAGGACUGGAAGGGCUUGUACUGAAAGAUAUCAAUGGUAUAUACGAGCCUGGCAUGAGGCACUGGCUGAAGGUGAAGAAAGAUUAUCUAGGUCAAGGUUGCAUGGCCGACUCGGCUGACCUGGUGGUGCUAGGGGCAUAUUUUGGAACCGGGUCGAAAGGCGGUAUGAAAUCAGUGUUUCUGAUGGGAAGUCACGACGAAGACACAAAGAAGUGGUGCACGGUGACAAAAUGUGGCAGCGGCCUCGACGACGCCACGCUCAACAAGCUGCAGACGUCAAUCAAGAUGGUCAAAAUUAGCAAGGAUGCUGCGAAGAUUCCAAAGUGGUUGAACGUUUCCAAGAAGCUACUUCCUGACUUCGUGGUCCUUGAUCCUAAAGAAUCGCCUGUUUGGGAGAUAAUUGGGACGGAGUUUACGCUGUCUGAUGUUCAUACAGCUGGCGGAAUUUCCAUCAGAUUUCCUCGCAUACAAAACAUUCGCGAUGACAAAACUUACAAGGAGGCUACUGAUGUAAAGAGACUGAAGCUGUUGUACAAAAAGUCGAAAGAACAUUCAAAGAUUGAAGACAUGUUCAGUGGGAGGGCAACGAAGAAGAGAGGAAAGCAAAAGGAUAGGGAUGGUGAUGAAGGUGAGGGUAGGGCAAAGGAGGAGAAGGAGGAGGGUGAUGAAGAAGAAGAAGAUGAUGAUAGAGUUACUGAUGAACCCGGUUCAAAAGAUGCAAAGAAGGAUUAUAAUGAUGAUGGUGAUAAGGAUGAUAGCACCAGUAAGCAUGAAACAAAUUAUGAUAAUAAAUCAGGUGCAGAUGGUGUAGCUGGUAGCAGCAAAGAGAACAGCUGCAAGAACGAUACUAAUAAACUCAACAGAACCACUAGCAGCAGCUGCAGCAGCAAUCAAACCAGUUACAGACCGGCAUGUCGCUACGGGAGCAAUUGCUAUCAAAAAAGUUUCUUACAUAGAAUUCAUUUCAAACACCCCAAAUCCAAUGAUGAUGAAGAUGAUGAUGAUGCUAGAAAUAAUGAUGAUGGUGGUGGUGGUGAUGAUAAGUUUAAGCUGCUGCCAAACAUUUUCGUCGGACUUAAAUUUUCCAUACCAUCACUUUAUACUCCAUCAACAGCGCCAUCAACUACGUCAUCAAUUACGUCAUCGUUGAAAGACGAGGAGAAGAAAAUGUUAAAAAGAUACAUCACAGCAUACGGCGGUGACGUGAUCGAUGAUGACGUCAUUCGUGACGAGUGUGAUUACGUCAUCCUUCACGACAGUGACGUCAAAAACAUCAGCAAGGACGUCAGCAAAGACGUUAACAGUAAAUAUAUUACACCGUAUAAGGUCUGGCAGAUUAUUAAGAAUGGAUUCAAUUGAUUUUUGAAACAUUCUAUUUUAUAAAUCUAUGGUUAAUUAAGUCUAAUUUUGAAAUUUAAAUUGAGAUUUUAUUCGGAAAACUGAAAAGCGCUUUAUUUUAGUUGAUCAGUGAAGUAUUUUUUGUUUGAAGAUAAUUUGUUUUAUUAUUUAAAUAUAUUAUUUCUUUUUAAAUUAUUCCUAAAUGCUGUAAAUAUAUCUGUGAUAAACUACUAAUCCUUAUCUAUAAACAAGUCGGUUUUAUUGCAUUUUAUUUUUAUGAUGAACUUAAGACAAAUUUAUUUGGUAUUUCAAUUAAUCAAAAAUAUUAAUUAAAGGAUUUUAAACAUUUUAGUUCUGGAAGCGUGGCUGAUUUCAUUUUAAUUAAAAAUUUUAUUUUUGGUAUUUUUAUUAAACAAGAGUGUGAUUUUGUUGCGUCCGUUAU
Molecule: messenger RNA, 3463 nt
Organism: Helobdella robusta
Lineage: Eukaryota; Metazoa; Annelida; Clitellata; Rhynchobdellida; Glossiphoniidae
Exons: 23
Coding region: 1-3042 (1013 amino acids)
Biological process (GO): DNA biosynthetic process; mitochondrial DNA repair; DNA recombination
Cellular component (GO): DNA ligase III-XRCC1 complex
Molecular function (GO): zinc ion binding; DNA binding; ATP binding
Source: RefSeq, a predicted model, not a curated record